Hippocampus zosterae (dwarf seahorse) is the source of this 3272-nucleotide messenger RNA. It is a transcript of the gene gdap2, whose product is annotated as ganglioside induced differentiation associated protein 2. Lineage: Eukaryota; Metazoa; Chordata; Actinopteri; Syngnathiformes; Syngnathidae. The transcript is spliced from 14 exons. The record is from RefSeq and is a predicted model, not a curated record. Bases 245 to 1732 code for a protein of 495 amino acids.
CCGGAUGUAGAUUGGGGUAUUGACUGCCUUUAAAUUACACUGACGUGACACCUAGCAUGAUGGCUAUGGUUAAAAAAACACGUCAAUUAACACAUUCGUUUUAAUUUUCGAAUGCAUGUUGAGUCUUUAACUGAAAUUGUUGCGGUGGCGUUAUUUUUAUAUUUGACUUUCUCUAGCCACUCCAAGACCUGAGUUUGUUCCUGUGUUACCAAUUCGGACCAAUUCGUGACGGUGUGAACCUGGGAUGCCCGAGGGGAUGGAUCCCUUGGGUGCUCGCUCUCAAUUUGUGGACAUCCAGACCCUCCCCACGUGGCAGCAGCUGGAGGUGGAUGGCGAGCACAUUCCGCAGGAUCUGAGUGACAGCUUGCUCAACCAACAGUCCUUCCCUUCGCCCUUCCCCUUCAGGCCAGACAUAAACUGCAAAAUCAUCCUCUUCACUGGUGAUGUAGCGCUGCUGAACUGCACCGCCAUCACAAACACCAGCAAUGAACUGCUCAACGACAAGAACCCUGUAUCAGAGCGCAUCCAUCAGCUGGCAGGGCCCGAGUUGAAAGAUGAGCUGCUCAAACUUAAAGGAUGUCGCACAGGAGAGGCGAAGCAUACGAAAGGCUUCAACCUGGCAGCGAGGUUCAUCAUCCACACAGUGGGACCAAAGUACAAAGCAAAGUACAGAACAGCAGCAGAGAGCUCGCUGUACAGCUGCUACAGGAACAUCCUACAACUGGCCACGGAACUGUCGAUGUCAUCCGUUGGCCUCAGUGUACUGAGCACCGCCAAACGAGGGUACCCGUUGGAGGACGCCACACACAUCGCCUUCAGAACAGUCCGCAGGUUCUUGGAGAAGCAUGGAAGCAGCAUAGAGGCAGUGGUGUUCGCUGUGACAGACACAGAGGAGGCGGUGUACAGGAAAUUGCUGCCUCUCUACUACCCUCGCUCCGAGGAGGAGGAGAGGUUGUGCCUGCCCCUCGUGCCAGCUGAUAUUGGUAACUCAGAAGGCGAGCCUGUCGUCCCUGAGAGGCAAAUCCGUAUCACUGAGAAACCAGGAAGCUUGGAAGAUGAUUCAGAAGAGGACAAUCUGGAGUCAGAUCUGGGCCAGGUGGGCAAUCAUGCCUUUGCCCGGAUGGAGGGUGACGUCGACAAGCAACGCAAGCUAAUCUUGCAGGGUCACAUGUCGGAGGCAGCCAUGCAAAAACAGCACCAGAGGAACUACAACCGCUGGUUGUGUCGAGCCAGAGCAGAGGACCUCUCUGAUAUCGCCGCCCUAAAAGCAUUAUAUCAGACAGGUGUGGACAUGUGUGGUCGGACAGUGAUGGUUGUUGUGGGAAGAAACAUUCCGGUAACCCUCAUCGACCUUGAGAAGGCCCUGCUUUAUUUCAUCCAUGUGAUGGACCACAUUGCUGUCAAGGAAUAUGUCAUGGUUUACUUUCACACCUUGACGGGAGAACACAACCACUUGGACACAGAAUUCCUCAAAAACCUCCAUGACAUUGUCGACAUCAAGUUUAAGAAGAAUUUAAAGGCCUUCUACUUUGUACAUCCAACAUUUCGCUCAAAGGUGUCUACUUGGUUCUUCACCACCUUCAGCAUUUCCAGCAUGAAGGACAAGGUGCGGUACCUUGACAACCUGCAGCAGCUCUUUACCUGCAUCAGGCCGGAGCAGAUUGACAUCCCGCCUUUUGUGAUGGAGUACGAUGCACGGGUGAACAGACGUUCCCAGUCUUCCGGCCUGUGACGGCUGACCAAGUACAGUCUAAAUCAGUUUUGGAAGCCAUUUUACAAAUAUUUUGCGCUCGACUGCCACCUCAAUCCACCUGUGGGACUGAUCUACAUUGUGCAGAGACAUACACAUGAAUUCUAUCGUCCAUCUGUUGGUGGUGCUUGUAUGGCGUCCGCAUCCUGGAAACACACCAGAGGGCCAAUAUCUCAUCUGACUCGGAAGUUGCCAGCUUGAUGGCUGGGUGGGUGGUCAUCAUGCAGGAAGAAGACGUCAGCGAUCUGGUGCUACGUGACAUUGAGAAUGUGUCAUAUCAGGUUUUCAGUCGGAAUGCCCACAAGCCUAUCAGUCUGCGAACUCUAAACAGCCGAUGUCAGGGAAUGAGAAUCAAAAGUUUGACUGACUUCUGUUGCGAUCAAUGCAGUUCUCACUCAAAGAUUCAUUUUGUAGCAUGUUAAUGAUCGUUUCCAUUCCAAUCAUGGAAAAAAAUCACAAAUUGUCACCAAGCUUUCAGUCUAAUCUGACUUUUUUUUAAUAUAUAUAUCAUAUGACCUCAAAUGCAAGCUUUUCUUCAACAUCUGUAAGGUUAGUCCAGCGAAUAAGACAAAUGUUCCAUGUUUUUAAGACCCUUCCAGCUUGGAUAGCCAGAUGAGAAAUGUAAAGUCAGCUAACUUGUAGCGAAUUGUUCAAAAACGUAAGUCACCGUUGAAAACGCUUCUACUACUUCCAGCUUCAGCGUUAUUUUGCCAGAGCAGAGUCAGGCCAAGCGGCGCCUUUUGUGUCGAGGCAUCAAACUCCGAUGACAGAUUUAUGGCAAAUAUGUUCUUUGUUUGGGAUUCACAAGUCGAAAUUCUUGUCAUCGCUUUAUCGUUAGUACUCUAGUGGUUUCCAAGCUGCCUGAUUGUCCUCUGAACCGCUUUGGUUUUGCUCCUCCUAUUCCACCAAUUUGGCGACGCUUUGCUUUAAGACUUUACACUUGAAAGGAAAUUGUCUUUAGUUUCCAUUGACAGUGACACUUUGAUUUGCUCACUUUUUUGGGUGUUUUGCACACACACACACACACACACACACACACACACACACACACACACACAGAGGCACUUUUCUUUUUCUUCCAGUCGGCAAUGGAGAGGGUGUGUUUGUUUAAUAGCAAAUCAAAAACACCAAAGUACUUUAAUACAUUCCGCUGUUUUAUGGUCUGUGUGACAACAAAGUCGCCAACACAACUCUUUAGAAAUGGAUAGCGGUCACAUGACCUCACACUGCUUUCAGCUCGACACUUGAGACUGAAUUCAAAGGUUGUGUUUUUUCACUGGAGGUUUACCAAAGCAAACCUGACGAGAUUUUUAAGUUUUCCUCAACAAUGUGAAAGAGUGAAUAAAAUCUGUUGGAGGUCUUGGUCAUUUUUUCCCUCUACCCCCCACAUACAAUAGUUUAGAACUGAUUAUGAGCCAAAUCGCCUUCUUGCAAAUGUAUCUUUUAAAAUAUUUCCUUUCAUUUUACUUCAACUGUUAAUUGUCAACUUUUUUUAUACUCUGAUUAAAAUGAUCUGCUCGAA